GAAAUCAACAAUCCAGAAUCAGUCUGUUAUUGGGCACAAAAGAAUAACAUUCCUGUAUUGAGCCCAGCAAUAACAGAUGGAUCCCUCGGAGAUAUGAUUUUCUUCCAUUCCUAUAAGAAACCAGGUCUUGUGCUGGACAUCGUAGAAGACCUGAAACUCAUUAAUACCCAAGCCAUCUUUGCCAGGAAGACAGGAAUGAUCAUCUUGGGUGGAGGCCUUGUUAAGCACCACAUUGCCAAUGCAAAUCUGAUGAGAAAUGGAGCUGACUUUUCUGUAUAUGUCAACACCGCACAGGAGUUUGAUGGUUCAGAUUCAGGAGCUCGGCCUGACGAGGCAGUGUCCUGGGGAAAGAUCCGUAUGGAUGCCAAGCCUGUCAAGGUCUAUGCUGAUGCUUCUCUGGUUUUCCCAUUGCUGGUUGCAGAGACUUUUGCUCAGAAACCCAAUGCUUUUGUUCAAGAAAAGAAAAAUGACUAAACUGGGAACUGCUGCAUGAGGCAUUAUAUCUGUUCAG
Protobothrops mucrosquamatus (brown spotted pit viper) is the source of this 511-nucleotide messenger RNA. Its product is annotated as deoxyhypusine synthase-like. The record is from RefSeq and is a predicted model, not a curated record. Gene Ontology annotation, cellular component: cytoplasm. Lineage: Eukaryota; Metazoa; Chordata; Lepidosauria; Squamata; Viperidae. The transcript is spliced from 5 exons. Gene Ontology annotation, molecular function: deoxyhypusine synthase activity. The annotation marks the transcript as partial. Gene Ontology annotation, biological process: peptidyl-hypusine biosynthetic process.